This is a messenger RNA of Colletotrichum graminicola M1.001, 1299 nucleotides long. RefSeq lists its product as uncharacterized. The record is from RefSeq and is a predicted model, not a curated record. Lineage: Eukaryota; Fungi; Ascomycota; Sordariomycetes; Glomerellales; Glomerellaceae. Bases 1 to 1299 code for a protein of 432 amino acids. The transcript has 4 exons.
AUGGCACCGACCGCGGCGAUGGAUAACUGGACAGAGCACCCGCGGCAGCCGGACCUGUCAAAGUAUCCGAAACUCUCACAGGAACAGACGGGCCACCUCCGCCACUUCCACAACCUCGUGAGUUCCUGGACGCCCUGGGCCGACCCCGUCGCCCGCGAGAACAUCAUGUACAGCGGCCACCUGCUGAUGAUGGUCUCGCUCUACGCGAUGCUGUUCGACGACGACGGGUUCGAGGCGCCCGGCGCGCUGCGCUUCGUCUGGGACCCCCUGUUCUUCGGCAUGGGGCCCGAGACGUUCUCGUACAACGCCCAGACGCUGCAGGACACAAUACUGCGCGAGAUGGAGGGCAACGGCUGGAUCGGGUCCUGCUGCGAGCCGAACUGCGUGUUUGUCGUCUGCAACCAAUUCCCCGUGAGUCCUUUCCCCGACUCGGGGCAGACGCGCCUGACGUGGGCGGCCUGGGACAAGAAGGGGCUGGUCGGGCCGGAUGGGCUACUCCCGGAUUUCUGGAUGGUCAGGCAGAACGUGACCCUCCCUGCCAGAGACCCCGCCUGGACGGCCUGGGGAUGCGUCUUCAUGAACGCCUGGAACAGCGCGUUCGUGCGGUCCCAUUUCGACGAGCAAUCUCUGGGCCACGUCACCAACACCGGAGGGGAGGUGCGGCUGAACCAGCCCCCGGUCGCGGCCGAGUUCAGGAAGAUCGUCAAGGAGCACGUGGCGUCCCCGACCUCCCGCGCGACGCUCGAGACGGCGCGCCGGACCCCCACGUUCGGGUACGUCGCUCAGUGGCUCUCGGAGAUGGGUAAAGACGCGGCGCUGGAGGGGCUGCUCGAGUACGCCGACAAGAACCUCGGCCCCACGUGGGAGCGCGGCGGGCUGUACUACCCCCGCAACGACCAGCGGUUCGACGGCGAGCUCGAGUGGACACACAUGGACCCCUUCUCCGGCAACGCCGCGAUCGGGUACGCGCGGCUGAACGUGGAGGACGGGCAGCGGAUCAUGUGGGAGCGGCCGUGGACCGCGGAGGCCGUCGCGUCUCGGCCGCACGUCGACGGCGUCGACUUCCCGCGCGGCGACUGGGACCCGGCGAGCGGGCUGCUGGUGCUCACCGUCCGCACGUGGGACGGCGGCGCCAAGGCCAUCCGCCCGGUCGUCAAGGGCCUGGAGCCCGGCCCGUGGGACGUCUUCGUCGGCGGGGAGCUCGCGGUGUCGCGGGUCUUGUCGGCCGGGGAAGACAUCGCCCUCGAGGUGCAGGUGGGCGCCGCCGACCUGGACAUUGUCGUCAUGAAGCGUGCCUAG